UAGUGUAGGUCUAUAGUGUAGGUAGACGUUUCUCCGUUGCUAUUCACCUUGUGUCACCGUUCUCGCUAAGAGUCUCAAAUCAAUUAACGUAGAAUUAGAACAAGAUUACUCUGAAUCUACUGGUUUGAGGACGUCUUUAGCCCUCUCAAGUAUAGCAGAUGGCUGACUUUUAAACCGGAAGAUGACUUUUUAAAUACCGGUAUGAAUCCAUUAGGUGGUAGCAUUUAACUAUAAAAAGAUCAGAUAUGUCAACAUUCUUUUUGAUGUUCUUCAGAAGAGCAAGUCUAUGUGACUUAGAUAUUUCUGCGUACCUACCUUAUUAAACCCUGUUCAAAUAUAAAUAGACUUUAUGAUCCUAAAGGUUUUAACCCAACAUCCUGUUUACUCAUCGGUUUCUACUGGGUUAGCUUAGGCUAUAUUAAAAUGUAUGGGUGAAGUCGAAAAAAUACGAUUACGGAUGUUCUGACACACUUCAUUAAACACCUGAUGGAGUUCCAAGUGCGCAAAGGACUGUCUUCAAAUAAUUUGGGGGAUAUGGAAAACCCAGACAGCCCCCCUGGGAUUAUGGGGUUGCUAAAAACCUUUGACUCUUCUGAGUUUGGGAGCUGGGAAAAGAUAGGCUCCGGAGGAUUUGGACAAGUCUACAAAGUGCGACAUGUACAGUGGAAAACAUGUCUGGCAAUUAAAUGCCCUCCAAGUCUUCAUGUGGAUGAAAAGGAACGUGCUGAGCUUUUGGAGGAGGCGAAGAAGAUGGAGGCUGCCAAGUUCCGCUACAUUCUACCGGUGUAUGGGAUCUGCAGUGACCCACAGGGCCUGGUGAUGGAGUAUAUGGAGACGGGCUCCCUUGAGACGCUGCUGGCCUCUGAGACGCUGCCUUGGGAGCUACGUUUUCGCAUCAUCCAUGAAACGGCGGUGGGCAUGAACUUCCUGCACUGUAUGAACCCUCCUCUGCUCCACCUGGACCUCAAACCUGCCAACAUCCUGCUGGAUGCCCAUUACCAUGUCAAGAUCUCUGAUUUUGGCCUGGCAAGGUGGAACGGUUUCUCCAGGGCCGAUGACAUCAGCCGCGAUGGCUUCUGUGGCACGAUUGCUUAUCUACCACCGGAGAGGAUCAUAGCAAAAGACAGGGUCUCCGACAUCAAACAUGACGUGUACAGCUUCUCCAUUGUCAUCUGGGGAAUACUCACACAAAAAAAGCCAUAUCAAGGGGAGAACAACAUCCUGCACAUCAUGGUGAAGGUGGUGAAGGGCAUGCGGCCGGAGCUGGGCGCCGUGCCGCGCUGCCGUCCUCAGGCCUGCGCCGGCUUCCUGGCGGUGAUGCAGAAGUGCUGGCAUUACUCCCCCCAAGCCAGACCCACCUUUCAGGAGAUCACAUCUGAGAUUGAAGAACUGUGCUCCAAACCCCAGGAAGAUUCCAAGGGCCCGGCUGCCGAGCCAGAGGCCAGCCCCCACCGUGCACAAAGCCGCUCUGACCAGGAGAAAGAUUCUGUGCCGGUGCGACCAAAGUCUGCCAUGCUACCAGAAAAAGACUACAGCCUCUCGGAACUGCUGAGUCAGGUGGACUCAGGGAUCUCUCGGAGCUUCGACCGUGUCAAGGAGGAGAGCUCCCAGGGCAAAGACACGACCAACAAGAGGCUCUCCGGGAUCUCUUCUGUUGACUCGGCCUUCUCCUCUCAGGGCUCCAUCACGCUAUCAUUUGAGAAAGAAAAUGCAGAUUCGGGGACACUGGAUUUGCAGAGAAAAAAGUUGUGUGAAGCCAUUAAGAUGCAGGACAUCACCAAGCUGAUGAAGAUCCUGCAGCCACAGGACGUGGACCUGAUUCUGGAGGGUGGCUGCAGCCUGCUGCACUAUGCCAUCCAGCAGACCAAUGAGGAAGCGGUGAAGUUCCUCCUCCUCAGCAAUGCCAACCCCAACCUGCCCAACGCCAAGGGCUCCACAGCGCUUCACCUGGCCACGGAAAAGAGGCUGAAGAACAUUGCCGAACUGCUGCUGGGCCGCAAGACCAACAUCAACGCCAAGGAUGAGGACCACUACACCCCGCUGCACUUCGCCGCCCAGAAUGGCGACGAGACCAUCACCCGCCUACUGCUGGACCGCAAUGCCGCCAUCAAUGAGGUGGACUUUGAGGGACGCACCCCGUCGCACAUCGCCUGCCAGCACGGGCAGGAGAACGUGGUGCGCGUGCUGCUUAGCCGGGGGGCCAACGUCCACGUCCAGGGGAAGGACAACUGGACCCCCCUCCACUUUGCAGCCUGGCAGGGUCACCUGGCCAUCGUCAAGCUGCUGGCCAAGCAGGCGGGGGCCGACAUCAACAGACAGACCUCGGACGGGCGGACGGCACUGCACCUGGCCUGCCAGAGGGGGCAGUACAGAGUCGCGCGGAUCCUCAUUGAGCUGGGCGCUGACAUCCACGUCAUGGCUGCCGGCCUGCGAACGCCCUUGCACGUGGCGGCCGAGACGGGCCACACCAGCACCUCCCGGCUCCUCAUCAAACACAAGGCCGACAUCCAGGCCCAGACUGCCCAGGGCUGCACCGCCCUCCACCUGGCAGCCCAGCGUGGGUACCUGCCCACCGUCAAGAUGCUAAUGGAGGAGAAGGCUAACCCGUGUGGCACAGACUGUGCCCUCCGCACUGCUUGCCACCUGGCGGUGGAGGGUGGCCACUGUGACGUGGUCAAAGAGCUUGUCCAGAACUUCCCCGAGACUGUCAAUCUGGCUGAUGAGCAGGGCCUUACACCACUGCACCUGGCAGUGCGGGCAGGGCAUGCCAACAUUGUCACUGUGUUGCUCUCCCAUGGUGCUGAGAUGCCACAAUUCUGCCUUGAUGCGCCCCAGAAUGCAACGCCCCAGCCCACACCAGUCCAGACCUCCCCACACCAGACUGCGCCAGCCCAGACCACCCCACACCAGGCUACACCAGCCCAGACUACCCCACACCAGACUUCACCAGCGCAGACCACCCCACACCAGACGUCACCAGUGCAGACCACACUAAGCCAGACUGCACCAGCGCAGACCACACUACACCAGACUACACCAGCGCAGGCCACCCCACACCGGACUGCGCCAGCUCAGACUACACUACACCAGACUACACCAGUGCAGGCCACACUACACCAGAAUGUGCCAGCCCAGACUACACCAGUGCUGACUACACUACACCAGACUACACCAGCGCAGGCCACACUACACCAGACUGUGCCAGUCGAGACUACCCCACACCGGACUGCACCAGCGCAGACCACACUACACCAGACUGUGCCAGUCCAGACUACCCCACACCAGACAACACUACACCAGGCCACGGCAGCUAAGAUAACACCACUCCAGACCAUGGCACUCCAAACCGCGACAGUCCAGACUGCGCCAGCCAAGAUCUCGCUUCCCCAGACUGCACUGUUCCAGAAGACAGCACAGGGGACUGGACACUGUGGAGAUACCGCUUCCCUCAAGCGGCCCCAGAGGAAGAUUUUAAUCCUCAAACUCACAGAUGGCGACACCAUGGACCGCUCAGACCCCAGCAGUUCUCUGUGUUAUUCUGUCUAAUGUUAAGUUUGAUCUAGAACAUUAAUAAAGCCACCAGUACUUUCUCUCAGAUCCAACAUGGACAUUAUACUCCACACUGUACAGUGGCCUACACACUCUACAGUGGCAUAUCAACUGCUGAGUGUACUUUGUACAGAUUGUAAAUAUUUGGUACUGGUAUUCAUUGCAUGUGAGGACUGAUGUAAUGAUUGCUUGAGCUUUAGACUUUGAUAAGGCUACAUUAUGUCAUCAUCUGUAAAAAAGCAUGGGUACAUAUUUUUAACUGUAUGGAUAACAUAACUGAUGGAACAUACUUUAUUUUCCAUAAAUAUAAAUAGAUUUUUCCAUUGUUUUAUUUUUAUACUUUUUGCAUAUAUGAUUUUUGAUAGCAUUGUUAAAAUGAUACCCUGUUUCUUGCUUCUAUUACGAUGCAUGCAUUCACUGUCCAAACACUUGCACUCAGAAUUUUAGCAAUGUGGACCAUUGUUUUUCUGUCUCAUGGGCCUAACACAAGCUGUAAAAUCACAAGCGCAUGAAAUUGCUGUAAUGUCUUUGUGCAGCUUUGAGCUGUGUAAUUAAAGGACAGGUGGUUGGUAUCGUUCAUAUUGAAUGCAUGAAUAGACUGAACCCAAAACUGCACCAUGACCCACAAAGACCAACAUACUCUUUGGAUGGCUUCUUUUUCAUGGAGAUCUGCGAAGUUGCAUGCUGGUAGAAUGUGCAGAAUAGAUGAUUUUGAAAAAGAAUUUGUCGUGGUGGGGGUAUGUAAGAAGAGUAUUUUUUUUAGGAUACUCAAUCAAAAUGAACAAAUUGAACUUUCCGUUUGUGCAGAUUUGUGAGCAUGUGUGUGUGUGUCUGAGUAUUUGUGUGUACGUGCAUGCUUCCGUUUGUGUGUAGUGUGUUUGUAGGUGGUUUUUGAAGUGAGCAGGUGGUAUGGUACCUCCCCCACCACGACCAUGGGAACUGGCCCAGGGGGAUAGCACAGGGUGGGAAAGCUAUGUGUGUUUCCAAGCUGCUGGCUAAUUCAGACUGCUUCACCCUUUCAUCACUCAGUAAGCUGCAGUUAUGCCCCUAAUGCCGACAGGAUGAGGGCUUUUGCAACAUGUGUCUAGGAGUUCUGGAAUGGAUCCAGGAGGGCUAUAAUUGGCUAGUCUCAUGGUCUUGUUUGCAGAGACCUGCAAAUUGACUGAGCUUGUUGUAAUCAAAAGCCAUGCACUCUUUCUAUCUGUUGCCAGGCAAUCCUGUAACAGCCACAGUAUAAGUGGUACAUCUGCAGACAUUUUGGAGAAAUUGUGCUGUAGUACAGUGUUUUUUACACCAAUUUUUAUGGUUCAGAUUGUAUUCAUGUAUUCAUACAGAUUGCACAAUUUCACUUUUGUAUAUAAUGGCGAAGUAAAGUAUAAUACAUUGGCCUUUAUGACUGGGCAAUUUGGUGUUCUGUGUUCUGCUGUAAAAUGUUAUGUUCAUAGCGGCUCUCACAGGUCUCAUUACGUUAAUUAAAAAAUAUCUAUGUACAUGAGAGUAAGAACUG
Messenger RNA from Anguilla anguilla (European eel), 5056 nucleotides. RefSeq names its product receptor-interacting serine/threonine-protein kinase 4-like. Gene Ontology annotation, molecular function: ATP binding; protein binding; protein kinase activity. The record is from RefSeq and is a predicted model, not a curated record. Gene Ontology annotation, biological process: protein phosphorylation. Lineage: Eukaryota; Metazoa; Chordata; Actinopteri; Anguilliformes; Anguillidae. The transcript is spliced from 9 exons. The coding region runs from base 487 to 3546 and encodes 1019 amino acids.